Molecule: messenger RNA, 1024 nt
Organism: Uloborus diversus
Lineage: Eukaryota; Metazoa; Arthropoda; Arachnida; Araneae; Uloboridae
Product: mitochondrial ribosome-associated GTPase 1-like
Exons: 9
Coding region: 251-1024 (257 amino acids)
Cellular component (GO): mitochondrion
Molecular function (GO): GTPase activity; GTP binding
Source: RefSeq, a predicted model, not a curated record
UUAUUUUCCCAUGAUGGGAUAUUGCAGAAAAAUGCGUUUAAAAUUAAAACAAUGAUUUCAACAAUGAAUUACUGCUGAUUGUGAUAAAUUUUUCCAGAUCUUUAGUUCAUUCUGCAACAAUGACAAGAUUAUCGCUGUGCCAGUUUGCUCAAUUCCGAGAGAAAUUUGUAUCUGACAGAGUAAAAACAAAUUUUGCCUCAUGGUUCCCAGGUCACAUGUAUAAAGUGGCCGAAAUCCAAAGUUUUACUCUAUGCUCUCUGCAAUUAAGCCUCAUAUUCUCGUCUUAAAUAAAACAGAUCUUGCUGAUCUGACUCAGAAAGAAAAAAUAAAAAAGCACUUGUUGAAAGAAAGUGUUAAGGAGGUGCUAUUUACUGAUUGCAAAGCAAGUUCAAAGACUGGUGUUGAGAAGAUACUUCCAACAGCAAUAGAAUUAAUGAAAGAUGGUGAUUUCCAUAAUCGACUUAAUAGAAAUUCGUUUUCAUUGAUGGUUAUUGGAGUUCCUAACAUUGGAAAAUCAUCCGUGAUAAAUAAAUUAAGAAACAUUCAUCUAAAGCAAGGAAAGGCUACUUCAGUUGGUGCUGUUCCGGGUAUCACAAAAUCAGUACUUGAAAAAAUUAAGAUAUCUGAAAAUCCACUUGUUUAUUUGUAUGACACGCCUGGAAUUAUGACCCCAUCCAUUGAUAGUUUUGAAGUUGGUUUAAAACUUGCUCUUUGUAGGACUUUAAAUGAUUCUCUUGUUGGUCUAGAUUUGAUGGCAGAUUAUUUAUUGUUUUGGUUAAAUAAACACAAAAAAUUUAAAUAUGUAAACUACUUGGAAUUAAAUGAACCACUUGACGACAUUCGUAUGGUUUUGUUACACAUUGCCAAACAAUUCAAUAAAGUUCAAAAAAUAAAAACUGCUGAAGGUAAUUUAGUAAUGAUGCCUGACAUUACUUCAUCUGCAAUGUAUUUUCUUAGAGGUUUUCGUGAAGGACAUUAUGGAAAAAUUCUUUUAGACUGUGAUCAUUUAAAUAAAAUUAGCUGA